Aedes aegypti (yellow fever mosquito) is the source of this 654-nucleotide messenger RNA. Its product is annotated as histone H3-like centromeric protein A. The record is from RefSeq and is a predicted model, not a curated record. Bases 1 to 654 code for a protein of 217 amino acids. Lineage: Eukaryota; Metazoa; Arthropoda; Insecta; Diptera; Culicidae. Gene Ontology annotation, cellular component: nucleosome. The transcript has a single exon. Gene Ontology annotation, molecular function: protein heterodimerization activity; structural constituent of chromatin; DNA binding.
AUGCCUCGCCGAGUUCGUCCACCGACACGUUACCCAGCAGGAGGAAAACUUCAAACAUUGACGACGAAAGGAAGCAAGGCGAAAGCAGUUCCUGAACCGCCAGCAUCUAAAUCUAAAUCAAAACCAUCACAAGCAUCUGGCGCAAAAUCGAAGGCACCAAGCUCACCAAAACAACAGAAAGCUGCAGGACCAAAACGGUCGGAACCAUCGACGAGCUUACCCAAGCAACGGGAAGUUCCAAGUCCAGUGGAACCACACCCGAGAAGAUCCCGCUCCGAGUCGCGCUUGUCCAGCAACAGCGGCGACGAAGAUUUCCAACCCUCGAUUCGCGUUCGAAAUGCUUCCGAGUCGCGUUUAUACAGAAGUCGCCAACAGAUCGCUCUACAGGACAUUUACCGGCUGCAAUCGACCACCCAGUUGCUAAUUCCAAAGUUGUCAUUUUCCCGAGUCAUCCGCGAAGUGCUGAUGGAGUACAUGUACCGGGACUUUCGUAUCACGACCGAAUGCCUCAAUGCCCUCCAGGAAGCGUCCGAAAUGUACCUGGUGCAGGUGUUUGAGGAUUCGUACCGCUGCUGUCUACACCGGAACCGGGUAACGCUGGAUGUGCCGGACAUGAAGCUGGCCCUGUACCUGCGGGAGAAAUGGCGCCCUUAG